Aquila chrysaetos chrysaetos is the source of this 1792-nucleotide messenger RNA. RefSeq names its product CCAAT enhancer binding protein delta (gene CEBPD). The transcript has 2 exons. The record is from RefSeq and is a predicted model, not a curated record. Lineage: Eukaryota; Metazoa; Chordata; Aves; Accipitriformes; Accipitridae. Gene Ontology annotation, biological process: regulation of transcription by RNA polymerase II; DNA-templated transcription; regulation of cell differentiation. The coding region runs from base 191 to 1264 and encodes 357 amino acids. Gene Ontology annotation, molecular function: DNA-binding transcription factor activity, RNA polymerase II-specific; RNA polymerase II cis-regulatory region sequence-specific DNA binding.
CCCCUCGGGCAGGCGAGGCGACGGCGGGACGGCAGCAGGAGCACCCGCACCGGCAGCGGCAGCGGCGGCGGCCCCGCUCCCCACCUGCCCGCGGCGGAGGCUGGAGCUGCGAUCGUCGCGGAGCGGCGGCUGGUGCCCGCGGCCCGGAGCCCCCGCGCCGCGGCCGUGCGGCGCCGCGUCCCGCUCGCCGAUGAGCGCCGCCGCUCUCUACAGCCUGGACUUCCCGGCAUGCUAUAAGAGCUGGUGCCUGGAGCCCGCCAACUUCUACGACGCCAAGGUGGGCAGCGGCGGCGGCGGCGGGCCGGGUCCCGCCUGCAAGCCGGGGGGCCGCGGCGGCUGCGGGAUGAGCGGCGAGGAGGCGGGGGGCGGCCUGGGGGGCAGCGGCACCAACCUGGCGGAGCUGAGCGCCGCCGCCCCGGCCAUGUACGAGGACGAGAGCGCCAUCGACUUCAGCUCCUACAUUGACUCCAUGUCGGCCGUGCCCAACCUGGAGCUCUGCAACGACGAGCUCUUCGCCGACCUCUUCAACAGCAACCACAAGCCCGAGCGGGGCGGGGACUACGGCGAGUACUUGCCGCCGGGCGGCGGCGCCGGCCGCGACCCCGCCAAGGACCUCGGCGCUGCCAUGACCACCCUGCUGGGCGCCGAGCCCCGCACCGCCUCCUCCUCCUCUUCCUCCUCCUCCUCCUCCUCCUCUUCCUCCUCCUCCUCGUCCCGCGGCGCCCUGAAGCAGGAGCCGGACUGGAGCGACAGCGACCUCUCCUCCUCGCUGCUGCCCUCGCAGAUCGCCACCUGCGCCCAGACCAUCAUGAACCUGAGCGGCCAGCCCACGCCGCCCACCUCCCCCGAGCCGCCGGGCAGCAGCUCCCCCUCCAGCUGCAGCACCCGCUCCCCGGGCCCCGCCGCCGCCGCCGCCGGCUCCGGCUCCGGCCCCGGGUCCGUGUCGGCGCAGGGCGUCCCGCCGCCGCCGCCGGCGGCCCCCGGCGGGAAGGAGCGCGGCGGCAAGAAGUGCGUGGACAGGUUUAGCCCCGAGUACCGGCAGCGCCGGGAGCGCAACAACAUCGCCGUGCGCAAGAGCCGCGACAAGGCGAAGCGGCGCAACCAGGAGAUGCAGCAGAAGCUGCUGGAGCUCUCGGCCGAGAACGAGAAGCUGCACAAGAAGAUCGAGCAGCUCACCCGGGACUUGACCAGCCUCCGGCACUUCUUCAAGCAGCUGCCCAGCGCCUCCUUCCUGCAGCCCGGCUCGGGCACCGACUGCCGGUAACCGGGGCGGGGGGGGGAGCGGGGACGGAGAGACGGACUCCGGGAGACCGUGGAUAACAAAUACCUCAGGGGGCCGGGCCGGGCCGAGCCUUCGCCGGGCCGAGCCUUUGCCGGGCCGGGCCGGGCCGCGGCGCCCCGGGCCGGGCCGGGCGCGGGGAGGAGGCGCGGAGCCGCGGUGGGACCUGCCGGCCGGCGGCCGCUUCCUGGAUGUUGUAGCGACGUGGGGCGAUGCCUGCGUCUUUCACCGAGAAACUUGCAAAAAAAAAAAGGAAAAAAAGCUAAAUAUUUUGUUUGUUUGUUUGUUUUCUUCUCUCCCCUUAAAUUAUUUUUGUAAUGGCAGUUUUCGUCUUUUCUACAUUUUACUCAUACCGAUGCAGCUAUGGUACAUCUGUUAAAAUGAUUCAAAACCCCAUGUAUUUUAGACAGUAGGAUGAAAAAAAAGACUGAGCAUGCUCGACCUUUUAUAUCAAUUUUUACAGCGUUUCUAAGAACAACAAUAAUAAUAAUAAAAAAAAGCAUUUAAAAUCAA